Cucumis melo (muskmelon) is the source of this 1388-nucleotide messenger RNA. RefSeq names its product ADP-ribosylation factor GTPase-activating protein AGD12-like. The transcript is spliced from 9 exons. The record is from RefSeq and is a predicted model, not a curated record. Lineage: Eukaryota; Viridiplantae; Streptophyta; Magnoliopsida; Cucurbitales; Cucurbitaceae. Bases 191 to 1192 code for a protein of 333 amino acids. Gene Ontology annotation, molecular function: phospholipid binding; GTPase activator activity.
AUUGGAAGGUUGAUAUUAAAAAGGGUUUCUUUUUCGGAAUAAGGUAUGAUCCAACCGACGGGGAGUUUUAUCUAAUUAAUUAUGUUUCUGUUUUGGAUUCACUUCUUUUUUGGACAAUCAAUUUGCAUUCCAACACCAACAGGCAAUUUUAAGAAAUUUUGUUUGUGAAUCACUGAUAUUCAAAGGAAGAAUGAGUCAUUUUCCAGGGGAUUUUAGGAGACCUGAAUCAGCUAAAAGUAGAUUGAAAGAUUUAUUGCUUCAGAUAGAUAAUCAACUUUGUGCGGAUUGUGGUGCCCCAGAUCCCAAAUGGGCCUCUGCGAAUAUUGGCGUGUUUAUAUGCUUAAAAUGUAGUGGCGUGCAUAGAAGCCUUGGAACACAUAUAUCAAAGGUUUUGUCAAUAACGUUGGAUGAAUGGUCUGACGAUGAGAUUGAUGCAAUGAUAGAGGUUGGAGGAAAUGGUUCUGCUAAUGCAAUAUAUGAGGCUUUUAUCCCUGAUGGAUAUACAAAGCCUGGACCAAGUGCCAGCCAUGAGGAGCGUUCAAAUUUCAUUCGGUCUAAGUAUGAACUUCAAGAAUUUUUAAAACCAAGCUUGCGAAUUGUAUCCAAUAACUCCUCAAAGAGUUCUGAGGAGCCAAGUUAUUUUCAAGAGAUCGCCGAUAGCUUUCGAAGCUCAAAUUCUUCAAAGAAAUCACCACAGGAAGGCAUGGUUGAAUUUAUGGGAUUAUUGAAAGUCAAGGUGAUUAAAGGCACAAACUUAGCCGUGAGGGAUGUGAAGACCAGUGACCCUUUUGUUACCUUAACUCUUGGACAACAGACCGCUAAAACGAUGGUGAUAAAGAGCAACUUGAAUCCAAUUUGGAAUGAGGAACUCAUGCUUUCGGUUCCUCUGGAAUAUGGACCCUUGAAGUUGCAAGUGUUCGAUCACGACAUGAUUUUAUCUAAUGACUUGAUGGGCGAAGCAGAAAUCGACCUCCAACCGAUGAUAACAUCAGCAAUAGCAUUCGGAGAUGCUGAAAUGCUUGAGAACAUGCAGAUUGGAAAAUGGUUGAAGUCAGAUGACAAUGCCCUUAUCGAUGAUAGCGCUGUCGUAAUCGUCGACGGGAAGGUGAAACAAGAGGUGUCACUCAAGCUCCAAAAUGUAGAAUCAGGUGAAGUGCACUUGGAACUAGAAUGGAUACCUAUUGAUCAAUAAUAUGCAUGAUUUUCGGUUUGUUAAUGCAAUGUAGUGAAAUUUGAACCGUAUUUGUAUGUAUAAGCAAACCUAGGAAGAAGCAUUUGUGUGGGUUCGUUUGAUAAACAAAUUAAAAUUGAACGACACAUGGCGUACAUUUUGUAUCAGGCUCGAAAAUAUUCCAAGUUAAUUUCAGAUGAUUGCUUGCUCUUUUUAA